AUGUCCUUAUUAUCUAAACUUGAUGUUAGUCCAUUACAAUUUCAAGAUCCGAGUAAAGAUGGAUCUAAAAUAAUUAACUUAAACCUGGAUGGUAGUGGUGAUCCUUUGAGACUCUCUGAGUUAGGUGAAUCUGAUUAUUCCAAUUCAAUUAAAGUUCGCGAUAAUGAAUAUGUUACUUAUCAUCUAUCCAAUGACUAUUCAGUUUUAACUAUUUAUUCGAUGAAUGAUGCACUUCAAAAUAAGACCAUAAAUAUUAAACUGCCAGUGCAAUCGACAAAUAAACAGCACACUUCAAUUGUUUUUGUUAAAGAUGAAGCCUUCAAUGUAGAAUUUAUUUUGAGAAAUAGUAUAUAUUUGAAGAUUUCGAUACCAAUAGACUUUAUAAUAAACAAUUCAUCAGAAUUAAAUGAAGAUUGGUUUUAUGUACUACAGCCAUAUGAUUUCUCAGUUAGAAAACCUCAUAUGUUACAUAGAGUUUCUGAUAAUUUUUCAGUUGUUUUUCUAGAAGAUGGUGGUUUAGUCGGUUUGACUUCACAUGGUGAAACGGAUUUAGAGCCAAUUCUUUUCAAUGAUAAUUCAUACUUACAAAGCAUCACAAGACUGUUCUCCAAAUCAAAACAUUCUAAAAAUUCAAAAGUUGUAAGUUGUUCUAAUUAUCAAAGCAAUUUCCUAAUAGUUUUAACAGAAGAUUGUAUUUUAAAAAUUUGGGAUUUGAAAAAAUUGAUAUUGAUCAACGAAUAUAAUUUAUUUGAUGUUAAUAAUUCAGAUUUUAUUGCAGGUGGUUUGUUUGAUUCCUGUGGGAAUUAUUUGCAUUUAUUCAAUAACCUAUUAACAAUUUACUUACCAUUUACUAAUGGCUUAUUUCAAGUGGGAACAUUAGAUGUUGAUUCUUCCGAUAAACUAACUUUCCAAUCCAAAAUAGUUAUUCCAUCUAAUUUACCUGCAUCCUCAUUAUGGAGUUUGACUGAUAUGAGAAUGAUAAAUCCAUUAGAUCUAAAUUUACCAGAAACUUUUUUAAAUAUCAUUGUUCUAUGGAAAAGUGGUACCAUGAGCAAAUUACAAAUACUUAAUAUAUUGAACGAGUCUGUAGACUCAUAUGAAUGGAUUGAUGCAUCUAACAAAGAUCUUGAAGAAACUAGAAUAGAAUCAGAUAUCGAAAGUAGUGAUUUUUCUAAAACGUUGUUUAAAUUAACUUCACGUUAUCCAAAAGCAAUUGUUGAUCGUGCUAUUAAAGUUUUGGAAGAAAAUGGGAUAAGUAUUCCUUUACAAGAAGCUUUAGAUGAAGAAUAUCUAGCUAAUCUUGAAACCCUUCUUCGAGACAUAAAGGGCGGUUGUGAUGAAGCAUCUUCUUUGACUCUCUAUAAUGAUGAAAUAAUUGUAAUAAAUUGUUUACAAAAAUACAAUUAUUCAAUUUAUAAAAUAAACUGUUCAUUGGAAAAGACGUAUUUUGACAUUAACGAUGACAGUUUGAAUGAUGACUUGUCAAGGUACUUGAGAACCGUAUGGGGUUUCUCUUCCACUGUUCCUGAUCAUGUAUUGAAAAACAUUUCACAUCAAUUUGUUGGUAUUAUAACAAAGUCAAUUCCAAGCACAUUAACUCCAAAUGAGAAAUUGACAAAUAUAUAUAAGACGUCAUUGGAAUCUCAAUUGGAAAUUACAAAUAUCAAUACAUUGUUUCGCGAGCUAAGUUCUUUCGAUGUCAUUUCAAUACUUAAUACAUUGAUAGAUAACAAUUUACAAGUUUUCAACAAUUCUGCAAAUACUUAUGUAGAUGCAAUUAAGUCAGAAAGUUUUUCAAAUAUUAUAACUAUGAAAUGUUUGAAAAACUUGAUAACAGUUCAAAAUAACUUCGUAUUAAGGAUCCUUCUAACAUUCACACUUUUAGAUUUUGAUUAUUCUGUAUUUGAGAAGCAACUAAACGCCUUAUUAGAUCUGCAUUAUAAGCAAGUUUUGUUUAUUUCUCUUUACGAUUUAGAUAAAUCAAAGUUAUCAAACGAAUUAUUCAAACAAACAACAAAGUUCGGACAAGGCAUUAAAUUAUAUUCGUAUUCAGACUUAACUACGUUUUUGCAAUAUGCAACCUUUAAAUUUUAUGAAAUUGAUAUUAAUUCGAAUACAUAUUUUCAGAGGUAUUUUAAUGAUAUGGUUGUCAUUGACAAAGGCACCAAUAUAAUUGAAAAAACCGAACUAUUAGAAUACAUAGGUUGGCCAUAUUUUAUUCGUGACAAUAAGUCAAAUGAAUUUUUAAUGGCAAUACUUUUAUUUUCAUGUGGAAAAUUUGGUCAGUCAUAUGAAUUCUUUAAAUUGCAUGAUUACGUGGAAUCUAUUGCAGAUUCAUUACCUCCAUUCUUUAUCGAACUAACGAAGGAAAAUAAUGAGAAUUCUUGGAAACCAUUGAUAUUAUCAUUUCAAUCAAACUACAAUCACACUUUGUAUUAUUAUGAGCUUUCCUUGUUGUUUUCUAAAGAGGGACAACAUGAAUAUGCAUUAAGUUCGAUUAAAAAGUCCUUGGAAUAUCAAAUGAAAGAUGUUGAGAUUGAAGUUCCACGUGAUUUCAAAGUUAAACAGCUAACACAAUAUUUGAAUAUGCUAAUUCAUUUCAAUAUGUUCAGGGAGGCAUUAGAUGUUUUGAGAUUUAGCCAUGUUGUUUUGUCAAACGAUAUUAGAAGAGAUUAUUUCAAAUUAUUAUUGAACAAAAAUGAUAUAGAUGGCAAUUUUUUCGCUACCCUAUUGAACUUAUGCUAUACACAUGAAGGACAAGAUAUGUAUUUGAAUCCUAUUGAUUUUGAUAUAAUAGAUGGUAUAUUAGUUCAAAAAUUACGUGCAUUUAGUUGGCCGACUUAUAAGAGAUUAUACAGUUACCGUAUGUUAAACAAAAAUGAAAGAAAAGCUGCUGAAGUAGUAUAUGAUUAUUCUGUACAAGUGCAUGAUAAUACAUCGGAGUUGAAGAAAUGUUAUUUAAUUAUUAUUAAUAUUUUAUCAAGUUUUGAGAAAGAAAACGACCAGUGGAUCUUAUAUAAUGGUGAAAUUAUAACAUUACAUUCUUUGGAAAAUAGGAUUGAGAAAUUAUGA
Molecule: messenger RNA, 3072 nt
Organism: Vanderwaltozyma polyspora DSM 70294
Lineage: Eukaryota; Fungi; Ascomycota; Saccharomycetes; Saccharomycetales; Saccharomycetaceae
Gene: NUP120
Product: Nup120p
Exons: 1
Coding region: 1-3072 (1023 amino acids)
Cellular component (GO): nuclear pore
Molecular function (GO): structural constituent of nuclear pore
Source: RefSeq, a predicted model, not a curated record